AUGCCUCCCAAAGGAGCCAGCACAGCCAAAGUACCCAUGCGGUUACCUCCGCUGCCGAGGUUGAGGGUAAGGAGACCGAAUCAAACUGAUUCGAAUCCAUGUUUGGCAAUUAUGACUUCUGUUCUCACGUGUUGGGCAUCAUCCGGAUUCAAUGUAGCAGGCUGUCAAUCCCUCGAAACGCAAUUGAGAGUUUGUAUGGAUGCGCCCAAAGCUGCAUCUCAGAAAAAGAACACGAUCAAUUACCAUCUAUCACGGAUGUAUCCCAAGAUUGUUGGACCGCGAAAGAAGAAGUGA
Messenger RNA from Sclerotinia borealis F-4128, 294 nucleotides. The record is from the annotation of a GenBank genome assembly. Lineage: Eukaryota; Fungi; Ascomycota; Leotiomycetes; Helotiales; Sclerotiniaceae.